Messenger RNA from Tripterygium wilfordii, 1927 nucleotides. Its product is annotated as protein JASON-like. NCBI's taxonomy places the organism in Eukaryota, Viridiplantae, Streptophyta, Magnoliopsida, Celastrales, Celastraceae. Gene Ontology annotation, biological process: male meiosis II. The transcript is spliced from 7 exons. The coding region runs from base 114 to 1577 and encodes 487 amino acids. The record is from RefSeq and is a predicted model, not a curated record.
AACAGCGCUCUGUAUCUUACUCGGUCUCUAUCUCGCGCGCUCUCUCUCUCUCUAAUCUCUUGAAAUAGGUAAAAAGAAAGGAAAGGGGGGAGAGAGAGAGAGAGGGUGGGUCGAUGAUAUGCGCAUUGUUGAAUCGCGGGUUUGGGUUUGUUUGGAGAUCGAUUGUGAGGUUUCUUAGCAGCUCAUUUUUCAGAGCCAUGAACUUUUUCCUAGGUUGCUUCCGUGUCAGGGACAGUCGCCGCCGUCGAGGAGGCGUGAUCGGCUCCGAUUCUGUUUCUGCUCGAUCGAAAUCCACUGAGACUGUUGUUUCAAAGAAUCGCCUAUCAUCAUUAUUUUUAUCAGAAGAGAGAGACGAUUCUCCUGGCAGUAAAAGGGGAAAUUUUUAUUUGGAGUCUCUACAGAUUGACAAGGAACUCAAGGAAGAGGCCAAGUUUCUCAAGGCUUGUGGUACAUUGCCAGAGACUCCUGCUGAAAUCCGAAAAGCCUCUGAAAGGUUGAAAGGUUCUUCUGUUUGCCACAGAGAUUCAGAGCCUUUAGAGUUCCAUUCUUGGCUACCCGACUCAUCAAUCCAGAAGCUGCAGUCGGACGAGCAACUCGAUCUGCCCCCUACUCCUAUUAAGCUUGGUGAAGAGCUGAGAAAGGACUUGGAAUCUUUGGAGCACACACCUAGGAGUGUGGAGAACACCAGGACUUCUAUCAAUUCUACCCAGGUCACUGAGACCCCGAGUACUAAUGUUUUAAAGGCUGCUGCAGAUCAGCUUGAUACUAUUCAGCGUGGGAACAAGUCUGUGCAUUUUGAAUGUGAUAUUGACGUAUCAUCCUCUAAAGGUUCCUCAUCUGAAAAUUAUAGUCAAUAUUUUAGGGGACCUGGGUCUCCAGGUGAUCUGAGUGUAUCAAAGCCUUUACCUAAUCCAACCCCAUUGAAGCUUUCAGAUGAUUUGCAAAUUCCUGGAACUGUUUUUCCUGCAAACCUAGAAAAUUUAGCUGAUGGCAAGCCUCGGAUCAGAUCACAGUAUGUCUAUUCAGUCUUAAACCCAGUUGAGAAUGUAUCUAAGUCGAAGGAACUGAAGAAAGGUGAUCCUAACUUCCCUCAACUUUCAGGCGAGAUAAGAGAAUUUAUUGAGCAGCCCGAGCACGCAACAACUACGUCAGAAGUGACUUCAAAAGACCCAUCAGUCGACAAUGAUAUGAAGGUAGAUUCAAGCUCGUCUUCAUGGCUUAAGCCGCCUUCUAACAGAGAGACUUGCUUCGGUAGAACUCUUGGGGACCGGCCUAUCAUUGGGCUUGUUGGUGCUCAUUGGAAUGAGAAUGAGCAACCUCAAAUCUCACCCAAGUGGUGGGAUGGGAAUGGAAUCCCGAAUUCAACUAACAAGUACAAGGAAGAUCAGAAAGUUAGGUGGCAUGCAACACCAUUUGAGGAGAGGUUAGAAAAGGCACUGUCUGAAGAGAGCUUCAUUUCUCAAAGGAAGCAUGUCAAUGGGAGACCCAUGCUGUUUGAGGAUUGUGAUGAAAAUGACACUGCUGUUUCUCAGUUGCAGCAACCUUCAACGCAUUCUAAAUCAGUUGUAUCAUUCUGAAGAAUCAGUGGAAGGACUGCUGCCGAAACUGCAUGAGGUUUGUUUCACCACCAUUGGAUGAUGGGGAAGAAUGUAGUCAUGUUCCUUUAAACAUGGAAUGAAACCUUUGGGUGUUAAUAUUUGAUGGACUGUGAGGAACCCUUGAAUGAGAAAUCCCAUUCCAAAAGGGUCUGUGUGAUAAGCAGGGUGUGUAAACUUGUUGAGCCGAGUUUCUUAUAAAAUAUGUACACUUACCAUGUGAAUCUUGGAUGCAUAUAUUGAAAGGUCUUUUGAUUGAUUGAUCAUUCAAUAUAUGCAUAUUAUGUAUGUUGUAGGAUAUUUUGUCUUUCUUGACUGAAAGAUAACUCUCU